Molecule: messenger RNA, 3667 nt
Organism: Cebus imitator (Panamanian white-faced capuchin)
Lineage: Eukaryota; Metazoa; Chordata; Mammalia; Primates; Cebidae
Gene: VPS35L
Product: VPS35 endosomal protein sorting factor like
Exons: 31
Coding region: 41-3082 (1013 amino acids)
Biological process (GO): endocytic recycling
Cellular component (GO): endosome
Source: RefSeq, a predicted model, not a curated record
GGCCGACGGCCCCAGAACAAGCGGUCAUGUGACUGGGAAGAUGGCGGUCUUCCCUUGGCACUCCAGGAACAGGAACUACAAAGCUGAGUUCGCAUCAUGUCGACUGGAGGCAGUACCAUUGGAGUUUGGGGACUAUCAUCCUCUGAAACCCAUAAAGGUCACAGAGUCAAAGACGAAGAAAGUGACUCGGAAGGGAAGCACUUCUUCCACGUCGUCCUCCUCCUCCAGCUCCAUGGUGGACCCGCUGAGCAGUGUCUUGGAUGGGACUGACCCCCUCUCCAUGUUUGCAGCCACUGCUGACCCUGCAGCCUUGGCAGCUGCUACGGUAAUGUGCCCCAGCCAUGCUUGUCUAGUGAUUCUGGAGCAACUGAUGGAUCAUGUGCUGCUGGGUACAGAUGAGCACAACCAUGUUUCAUUGCAGGUCUCUGAUACGGCGGCUGCCACUCUCCCCUCACCUCUGCUGGAAGAGACAGCAUCUGACCCCAGACUCAAAUGUGAGUCAACACCAGAGCUGAGAAGUCAGUGCCUGAAAAAGAGUAAACUUGAGUUCCUAAGAAUGCCUCCGUUGGGGGUAUUGGUGCUUGAGAAAAGCCACCUGUGUGAUGUAAAUUCAUUCUGUUUAGGCAGAGCCGGGACUGCCGCAUUCGCAAUGUCAGAGAAGGUCCGGACCCGGCUGGAGGAGCUGGAUGACUUUGAGGAGGGUUCCCAGAAGGAGCUGUUGAACUUGACUCAGCAGGAUUACGUGAACCGCAUAGAGGAGCUCAAUCAGUCAUUGAAGGACGCCUGGGCCUCCGACCAGAAAGUGAAGGCUCUAAAAAUUGUCAUCCAGUGUUCAAAGCUUCUUUCAGACACCAGUGUUAUUCAGUUCUACCCAAGCAAAUUUGUGCUUAUCACCGACAUACUUGACACAUUUGGAAAGCUUGUGUACGAGCGCAUCUUCUCCAUGUGUGUGGAUAACCGCAGUGUCUUACCAGAUCACUUCUCUCCAGAGAAUGCAAAUGACACGGCCAAGGAAACAUGCCUAAAUUGGUUUUUCAAGAUUGCUUCCAUCAGGGAACUCAUCCCGAGAUUUUACGUGGAAGCAUCCAUCCUGAAAUGUAACAAAUUCCUCUCCAAAACGGGAAUUUCAGAGUGCCUGCCUCGGUUGACAUGCAUGAUCAGAGGGAUCGGAGACCCGCUGGUGUCCGUGUAUGCCCGUGCCUACCUGUGCCGGGUGGGAAUGGAAGUGGCCCCACAUCUCAAAGAAAGCCUAAAUAAGAACUUUUUUGACUUCCUCCUUACGUUCAAACAGAUUCAUGGGGAUACGGUCCAGAACCAGCUGGUGGUCCAAGGAGUGGAGCUCCCAUCAUACCUCCCCUUAUACCCGCCUGCCAUGGACUGGAUCUUCCAGUGCAUCUCCUACCAUGCUCCCGAGACUCUGCUGACCGAGAUGAUGGAAAGGUGUAAGAAACUAGGAAACAAUGCUUUGCUGUUGAAUUCCGUGAUGUCUGCUUUCCGGGCUGAGUUCAUCGCCACAAGGUCUAUGGAUUUCAUUGGCAUGAUUAAAGAGUGUGAUGAAUCUGGUUUUCCCAAGCAUCUCCUUUUUCGAUCACUGGGGUUAAACUUGGCGUUGGCUGAUCCUCCGGAGAGUGACCGACUUCAGAUUCUCAACGAAGCUUGGAAAGUUAUCACUAAGCUGAAGAAUCCACAGGACUACAUUAAUUGUGCCGAGGUGUGGGUGGAGUACACCUGCAAGCAUUUCACGAAACGAGAGGUGAAUACCGUUUUGGCAGAUGUCAUCAAGCACAUGACUCCAGAUCGUGCAUUUGAAGAUUCCUACCCCCAGCUUCAGUUAAUAAUUAAGAAAGUUAUUGCCUACUUCCAUGACUUCUCAGUUCUUUUCUCAGUGGAAAAAUUUCUGCCGUUUCUGGACAUGUUCCAAAAAGAGAGCGUGCGGGUGGAGGUUUGCAAAUGCAUCAUGGAAGCCUUUAUCAAGCAUCAGCAAGAGCCCACCAAGGACCCAGUCAUUUUGAAUGCCCUUUUGCACGUUUGCAAGACCAUGCAUGACUCUGUGAAUGCACUCACUCUUGAGGAUGAGAAAAGAAUGCUGUCAUAUUUGAUUAAUGGAUUUAUAAAAAUGGUAUCCUUUGGCCGUGAUUUUGAACAACAGCUGAGUUUUUACGUUGAGUCCAGGUCGAUGUUUUGCAAUCUGGAGCCUGUUCUUGUGCAGUUGAUUCACAGUGUAAACCGGUUGGCAAUGGAGACGAGAAAAGUAAUGAAAGGAAAUCAUUCCAGAAAGACGGCUGCGUUUGUCCGGGCCUGUGUUGCCUACUGCUUCAUCACCAUCCCCUCCUUGACGGGCAUCUUCACACGUCUCAAUCUCUACCUGCAUUCUGGUCAGGUGGCCUUGGCCAACCAGUGCCUCUCCCAAGCUGAUGCUUUUUUCAAAGCUGCUAUAAGCCUCAUUCCGGAAGUUCCAAAGAUGAUUAAUAUCGAGGGGAAGAUGCGGCCGUCGGAAUCGUUCCUGCUGGAAUUCCUCUGCAAUUUCUUUUCUACUUUAUUAAUAGUUCCGGAUCAUCCUGAACGUGGGGUCCUGUUUCUUGUUCGAGAGCUUCUCAACGUGAUCCAGGACUACACCUGGGAGGACAACAGCGACGAGAAAAUCCGCAUCUACACCUGCGUCCUGCAUCUCCUCUCCGCCAUGAGCCAGGAGACCUACCUUUACCACAUAGACAAAGUGGACUCCAAUGACAGCCUCUACGGGGGAGACUCCAAGUUCCUGGCAGAAAACAACAAGCUGUGUGAGACGGUGAUGGCUCAGAUCCUAGAGCAUCUGAAAACCCUGGCCAAGGACGAGGCCCUGAAGCGCCAGAGCUCGUUGGGUCUCUCCUUCUUUAACAGCAUCUUGGCCCAUGGGGACCUACGCAACAACAAGCUCAACCAGCUCUCUGUCAACCUGUGGCACCUGGCACAGAGGCACGGCUGUGCAGACACCAGGACCAUGGUGAAAACACUAGAAUAUAUCAAGAAGCGAAGCAAACAACCAGACAUGACUCAUCUGACUGAGCUGGCGCUCAGACUCCCUCUACAAACAAGGACCUGACCCCCCGGGGCCGGUCCCCAGGCUCAGGGACUCUGGCACCAAAUACAGAAAGAUCUCCUCUGCUGCCCCGAACUCUUACUGGAAUCUAGGUUUCUCAUUUUUCUUUUCUUUUUAUAUAUGUACCAAUUGGUUUACACUUUGGCCUCUACCCAGGUUAUUCUGACAGUGAAGAAAUGGGGGUGACAGAGCAUUAAAAUGCCAUCUUCACUGAGAAGCAGCAUCUCUGUGUUUGCUUUGCACAAGUGGCCUUCCGUUUCUCAGCCCCAGAAAGGGCCUUUAGCAAGAGAGAAACAAGAAUGCAAGUGACAUCUUUCCUUUCUGGAAGGUAUUUGUUUUUUCAUAGCUGAGGAAAAAGGACUUUGAAAAGCAGUGCCACUUUAUACCUUCAAGUUAGAGAGUGCCCAAAGUCUGGAACUCAGGCUUUAUGAAAGGCAGAAAUAGCGCUCCAUUAACUUUUUCCUAUCAAAAGCAGCUCUUGAUUGGACUUAGAAUCUGUGUUGGGACAUCAAAGGAGAAAGUGAGGUCAAAUUUGAGAUUCUCUGUGGCUUCAGUAUACUCUAACAUAAUAAAUGUCCUGAAGGAGCA